AUGCAAACUUAAAAAUAUUAGAUAAAAAGUAGAUGGUAAAUAAUAAUUAAGGAUCUUUAGGUUUGAAUCCUGCACUUGCAGCAUCUGUUGCUUGUUCAGCACUUUUCUUAGAAUCUGAAGGUAGAAGAUAAGAAAUAGCAUUAUUUAUAUUCCCAAAAUCAUUAGAAACUGCAUGGAGAUUAUUAAAAAAGAGGGGAUAUGUAUCAAAUAUUAAAGGUUGGGAAUUAUUCCUAUUCGGUCUUGCUAUGGGAAUUAUAAAUUAUUUCUAUCAUUAUGACGUAAUAUUGAUAUUUAAAUAUAUAUAGGAUGCAGCAAUUAAAUCUACAUACUUAACUAUAUUCAAUAAUUUUUGGGGAAAAGAUUGA
Paramecium pentaurelia is the source of this 365-nucleotide messenger RNA. The record is from the annotation of a GenBank genome assembly. Lineage: Eukaryota; Ciliophora; Oligohymenophorea; Peniculida; Parameciidae.